Ctenopharyngodon idella (grass carp) is the source of this 1475-nucleotide messenger RNA. RefSeq names its product CMRF35-like molecule 5. The record is from RefSeq and is a predicted model, not a curated record. The coding region runs from base 436 to 1260 and encodes 274 amino acids. Lineage: Eukaryota; Metazoa; Chordata; Actinopteri; Cypriniformes; Xenocyprididae. The transcript has 7 exons.
CUCAGAAUGACACAAAGCUCACGUCAUCAUCAGUCAUUCACAUGAACCUAAAUGCCAUGUGACUGAUGGCUAUUAGAGCUGCAUAAACUAUGACAAACUGAUGGCCUUGCAAGAACACAAACCCAAGCUGUGAUGUCAAAUGCAACAGACAGGGAAAAACAGAAGUCCAUUUCUCACCAUUGCUCAGAACUGUGUGAAAAGGCUUGUCCAUACACAUCAACUGUUAAAAAAUGAGGAAGUAGAUGCAAGUACAUUCAUUAGGUAUUCUGCUAUUUAAAAAAAAAAAAAAAAAACCACUGUAAAUUUAGACAAGUGUUUUUAACUUCCUCAACAAUGAUAAAGGCUUUGUGCACCAGUAAGAGCCAUCCAGGCUGCUAAGAGUCACUUGAAGGAAUCACUGAUAUAGUGUGGUCUUGCUAAAAUAUAACAUUGAAAAUGAAGUCUUUCUAUGUUCUUGGGAUCUGGAUCUGUCUGUCAGCAGGAAUUGGGAUUUCAGCUACAGAUGGAACUGAGAGUCAUGGAUACAGUGGAAGACACAUCAUAAUUAAAUGUUCCCACCGCUGGGCUUCAACCAAAAUAAAGUAUUUCUGCCGAAAUCCAUGUGGAGACAGAGAUGUUUUAGUUAAAUCGGAUCGGUCACCUGAAGGGAGAUACAGACUGGAGGAUUCUGGGACAGGAACCUUUAACGUGACCAUCACUGAUCUACAGGAGUCAGACUCUGGGAUUUACUGGUGUGGAGUGGAGAGAUUUGGAAAAGACACAUAUCAGAAAGUCAGUCUAAAAGUAUCUAAAGGGGAAAAUUGGGAUUCUCAAUCCUCCACAACAACUAGUUCAUUACCAACAUCUCCAUCACGUGAUGACAACAAAACCAACAUCUAUUCAACAAUAGAAUUUAAAGGUGCUGUUGUUUCAUCUAAACCGGCAGUUUAUGAAAGCACACAAUCUGGUUUUCUGAUGUUCACAGCCGUCACUCUGUCUGUGAUGGUGAUUAUAUCUGCGGUGGUUUUAUGUGUAUGGAAUAUGCAGAUAAGAAAGUCACACAGUUCCAAUGCUGAAGCUGAAAUCCGAGGCACCACAUGUUCUACGGAGACUGCUGGUGAUUAUGAGGAGAUCACAGAGAGUCAACGGCAGAUUGAUGCAUACACAAAUGUCACCAUUUAUUCUGUUGUCAAUAUAAGUCCUGCAGCCAAUCAAAUCCAAGAUCCUCCCCUAUACUCCACCAUCACCAUUGCAAACAAACUCCAAACCCCAGUGCUCUAGAGUAAAGUCAGUUGCAUAUGCAGCCAUUAGCAUGCAUGCUAAAGGUUGUGGAGCAAGUACAAUUAUUGGGUCAAAAGACAAAGUAACUUAUGACACUGUGCGUUUUUCAAAAGCUACUCUUUAACGUGUUCAUAUCAUUAUCAUAGACUGUCAAAUGUGAGUUUGCUGUAAGUAGUUGAGGUCUCACGUCUGAAUGUCUUGUUUUGUAAUUGUAU